AUGAGGCCAAGGGAAGAACUGGAAGCUAUUUCGUGGUAUUGGAAGAACUACCAAUAUGUACUGGCCUUUCUCUUUGCCAUUGAGGAGAUCAACAAGAGCCCGCAUCUACUCCCCAACCAUUCCCUGGGUUAUGAUCUCUACAAUACCUUUCCCAGUGACAGAAGGUCCUUGCAGGGUGCUGUGUUUGGGCUCUCUGGAGGGAAGCAGACUCUCCCUAACUACAACUGCCAGGCUCAGAAGCAAUCUGUUGCUAUCCUUGUGGGAACCACAUCAGCAUUGUCAUUUGAGAUUGGAACCCUUCUAGAGCUCUACAAAAUCCCACAGGUCACAUAUGGUCCUUUUGAUCCCAUGCUAAGUGAUAUAAAACAGUUUCCAUCACUUUAUCAGAUGGCCCCCAGGGACACCUUUCUGACCACUGGUAUUGUACGGUUGUUGCUGCAUUUUGGAUGGAUGUGGGUGGCUCUCCUUGUAUCUGACGAUAUACAAGGGGAUCGAUUUCUUCAGGAUCUGAAAGCAAAGAUGGUAACCAAUGAUAUCUGUGUGGCCUUUACACAAAAGCUCCCUGCCAUCACAGGUGUGCACACAAUCCAAGAUAUUGAAAUUAUCAUUUCAACUGCACAUGUGCACAUAUUAUAUGGUGAUUUAGGGAGUCUCUUGAACAUAGGCAUGUCAACAAAUUUUCACUUAACCGCAGGGAAGGUUUGGAUCAUGGGAAAUCCAUCUACAUCACAGUGGGAUGUCGUUUUUGAUUAUUUGGAUGACAAGUGCCACUAUUACCAUGGAAGCCUCUUGUUUUCAGACAACAAGAGGGAAAUCCCUGGCUUCAGACACUUUCUCAGGAUGCUUAACUUUUCCCAAUACCCAGAUGACUAUUACUUCACAAAAUUCUGGAUUGACCAGCUUUAUUGCUCACUUUCUGAAUUACAUUGUGGGAGAAUUGAAUCCUGUGAACCAAAUUCUUCCUUAGAGUUUAUGCCAGACAAAACUGACAUGAUGAGUGUGUCUGCUCCUAGUUAUUUUGUCUAUAAUGCUGUUAAUAUGGUGGCCCACGCCCUCCACAAAAGGCUUUUAGAAAACCUAGAAGUGAGAUCUCUAGGAGAUGUAGACCAGCCUAUAAUUCCUCCCUGGCAGCUUCACCCAUUUCUAAGGAAAAUCCAAUUUACAAACGGCGCUGGGGACAACACAUCUUUAGAUGACAAGAACAACCACGUGACACAGUAUGAUGUCCAGAACCUUGUGAGAUUCCCCGAUAAGAGUUGGGUGCUGGUUAAAGUAGGAGAGUUUUUCUCCAAGAGUCCACAUAAUCAAGACUUGGUCAUCAAUGAAGAGAUGAUAAAAUGGCCGGUUAUAUUCAGAGAGACUCCACAAUCUGUGUGUACCCAGAAAUGCGUCCCAGGAUUCAGAAAAACUUCACAGGAAGGAAGGCCCAUCUGCUGUUUUCUUUGUGUUUCAUGCUCAGAGACAGAUAUUUCUAACCAGACAGAUGCACCUCAGUGUAUGCAGUGUCCAGCUCAAGAGUAUCCAAACAGUGAGAGAAGUCGCUGUCUCCCCAAGAAUCUAACCUUUCUGGGCUAUGAGGACGCUUUGGGGAUGGUUCUGGGCUUCACGGCUCUGUGCCUCUCUCUCGUGACAGUUGUGGUUUUUGGGGUCUUUGUGAAGCACCGAGACACUCCCAUAGUCAAGGCCAAUAACCGGGCUCUCAGUUUCAUCCUGCUCAUUUCUCUCCUCCCAUGCUUCCUCUCCUCCUUCCUCUUCAUUGGCCGUCCCAACACAGCCACCUGCAUCCUCCAACAGGUCACAUUUGCACUUGUGUUCACUGUGGCAAUUUCCACGGUUUUGGCCAAAACCAUGACUGUGAUUCUGGCAUUCAAGGCCACGAUGCCCAGAAGAAUACUGAGAUACUUGCUGCUGUCAGGGGCCUCUAACGCUGUAAUUCCCAUCUGCUCCCUGAUCCAAGUGAUUAUCUGUGCAAUCUGGCUGGGAUCCUCUCCCCCUUUUGUUGACACAGACUCGCACUCUGAGCCCAGAAGCCUCAUCAUCGUGUGCAACAAGGGCUCAGUCACUGCCUUCCACUGUGUGCUGGGCUACCUGGGCUCCUUGGCCCUGGGGAGCUUCACGGUGGCCUUCCUGGCCAGGAACCUGCCUGACACGUUCAAUGAGGCCAAGUUCCUCACAUUUAGCAUGCUGCUGUUCUGCAGUGUCUGGGUCACCUUCCUGCCCUUCUACCACAGCACUAAGGGGAAGGUCAUGGUGGCUGUGGAGGUCUUCUCUAUCUUGGCCUCCAGUGCAGGGCUCCUGGGCUGCAUCUUUGCCCCAAAGUGCUACAUUAUUCUGGUAAGACCCAGUAAGAACUCUCUGAAAGGUUUUAAAAAGAAGAAAUGUCAGAGUAAAUAA
Tupaia belangeri chinensis (Chinese tree shrew) is the source of this 2394-nucleotide messenger RNA. RefSeq names its product vomeronasal type-2 receptor 116-like. The coding region runs from base 1 to 2394 and encodes 797 amino acids. The transcript has 6 exons. NCBI's taxonomy places the organism in Eukaryota, Metazoa, Chordata, Mammalia, Scandentia, Tupaiidae. Gene Ontology annotation, biological process: G protein-coupled receptor signaling pathway. Gene Ontology annotation, cellular component: plasma membrane. Gene Ontology annotation, molecular function: G protein-coupled receptor activity. The record is from RefSeq and is a predicted model, not a curated record.